Messenger RNA from Cynoglossus semilaevis (tongue sole), 1795 nucleotides. It is a transcript of the gene sh3glb2b, whose product is annotated as SH3-domain GRB2-like endophilin B2b. Lineage: Eukaryota; Metazoa; Chordata; Actinopteri; Pleuronectiformes; Cynoglossidae. Gene Ontology annotation, molecular function: protein binding. Gene Ontology annotation, cellular component: membrane; cytoplasm. The transcript is spliced from 12 exons. The coding region runs from base 127 to 1329 and encodes 400 amino acids. Gene Ontology annotation, biological process: membrane organization. The record is from RefSeq and is a predicted model, not a curated record.
UUUAAGCGCAGGGCGGUGGGGAGAUUUCCGAGCGUCCGUGAAGAGGAUUACUCUCCCGACGUUAGUUCGCUGCACCAUCUCAGCUGAUCUGGAGGAUUUUCCUCUGCACGGAUACCAAACGGCGUCAUGGACUUUAACGUGAAGAAAUUAGCCUCUGAUGCCGGGGUUUUCUUUACCCGGGCGAUGCAGUUUACAGAGGAGAAGCUGGGUCAGGCUGAGAAGACCGAGCUGGAUCAGCACCUUGAAAACCUGAUCAUAAAAGGGGACAGCACCAAGAACUGGACUGAGAAGAUCCUGCGACAGACCGAGGUGCUCCUGCAGCCCAAUCCUAUUGACCACACGGGUGCUCGAAUAGAGGAGUUCAUAUAUGACAAACUGGACAAGAAGCUUCCGUCCAAGACCACCAAUGCCGAGCUGCUGGGCCACUACAUGCUGGACGCUGCUUCUGAGUUUGGAGCAGAUACGCCGUACGGUAAAACCCUGGUCAUAGUGGGAGAGUACGAGAAAAGACUGGGAUCAGCAGAGAGAGAGUUUCUCCACACUGCUGCCGCCGGUUUCCUGUCUCCUCUGCGCAACUUCCUGGAGGGAGACUGGAAAACCAUAGCAAAAGAGCGCCGCCUGCUGGAGAACCGUCGACUUGAUCUGGACAUCUGCAAGGCACGGCUGAAAAAGGCCAAGCUGGCAGAAGCCAAAGCGGCGGUUGCACCCGAUUUUCAGGAAACCAGGCCCAGAAAUUAUGUUCUGUCUGCCAGUGCCUCAGCGCUGCUGAGUGAGGAGGUGGACAAGGCAGAGCACGAGCUGCGUGUUGCCCAAACGGAGUUUGACCGCCAAGCUGAGGUUACACGGCUGCUGCUGGAGGGAAUUAGCAGCACGCAUCUCAACCACCUGCGAUGUUUGCAGGACUUUGCAGAAGCUCAGGCCACGUACUACGCUCAGUGUCACCACUACAUGCAGGAGCUGCAGCGAGAGCUUCACAGGUGUUCAAAUGCCUCCACUUCGCCUCAAACCUCUGUUGCCUCCUGUCCAAAACCUGUGUCAUCUGCUUUCCUUUCCGGACCCUCAUCCUCAGGGGACACAAGCUCAUCUCUUUCUGGCCCUAAGGCCCCUGGGGGUUUGGCUUCUGACCAGAUGCCCACAUUGGUCACAGGUGCAAGAAAAGCCAAGGUCCUGUACGACUACGACGCCCAUGAUGGCAGUGAGCUCUCCCUAUUGGCCGACGAGCUCAUCACUGUGUACACCGUCCCGGGAAUGGACCCUGAUUGGUUGAUUGGAGAAAGAGGAAAUGAAAAGGGGAAAGUCCCUGUCACCUAUCUUGAACUGCUUAGCUAGUUGGGGAAAAAAAUAGGAAAACGACUACACGCACACACACAAGUACACACCCACUCAGUUGUUGUAGUGUAGUUUGAACGCUGUCUCAGCAGCGCUUAUGCAAACUUGUCAGUGAGUGUUUACAGGCUGAAGCUGUUGUGCCCUGACACGAGUCGUCGUUGAUUUGCUGGUUUUCAGAUGUUUUCUCCGUGUGUCCUGUGCUGUUCGAUUGUUUUUUUUGUCUAAAGACUCCAAGACCCACAAACUUAUCUCUCUGUGUAUCUUUUGUUUUUUUUCAUUAAUAAAUAUAAAUGCGUUACCUUUUAGGAUCUCUCGUCAGUUUCAUCACUCUGCUCCGUCAGUGCUGUCAUUUUUAUUUCCUAGGCGUACACACAUGCAGAAGCAGUUGUCGAAAAACCCGAUUUAAAAGGGGCUGGUCUUAAAACUGGGCUUGUAGUCCUGUGUGUGCUCAAAAUAUCAUGAUAGA